UUUAGCAGACUACACUUAUUCAUAUCUUUUCACUUUGAAAAUGUCAACAACUCUGUAUUUAAUCGGUGGUCAUGGAGGUCAUGAGUUUUCCUUCACUGGUGAGAGUAAUGGUGCUAGUUUAGAGAAGAUCUGGGUUUGGGUUGGAGGAUCACAGGUGAAGGCGGUCAGGGCCUGGCUUACAGACGGAAGAGAAGAAACAUUUGGUGAUCCGUCUGGGUCAUAUGAAGAGUAUGUGUUUCAGCCCGGUGAACUCAUCACAUCAUUGUCUCUGUGGGGAAAUGGCAUAGGAACGCGUCUCGGAGCCAUCAAAUUUGAAACCAAUCGUGGAGGAAAAUUCUUUGUGAAAAUGACAAGCUGGGGAUUGAAGACAGAAUAUCCUAUUAAUGUCGGCUCUGGAUUUUGUCUGGGCAUUGUGGGAAGAUGCGGAUUGGACAUCGACCAGAUGGGUUUUUUGUUUCUCAAAAAAAUACAAUCAGUAGUUCUCACCAAUGUCAAGUAUCCCACUCUUUCCCAGAUGACACCGUAUGUCGCACUGGAAGAAAUCAAAUCUAGUACCUAUAAGAAUGAAACCUCCGUCAAUCAAGAGCAAACCAUUGAAAGCUCAAAGAAAAUAACUAAAUCAUUCUCGUGGUCUACAAAAGAAAGCAUUACCAGAGCAUUCUCUAUGGAGGUGAGGGCCGGGGUUCCCGGGAUUGUAGAAGUUUCUGCUGGAUUCAGUUUUACAGUAGGAACAGAAAACACUUACAGUAGUAAACAGAAAGAUGAAAGAACCCAAACGGAAUCGUUUAAAAUAGAUGUGCCACCGAAGAAGAAAGUAGAUGUCCAUAUUACCAUAGGCAGGUGUAGUUUUGAUCUUCCUUACACUGGUACCAUAAGGGUCAUGACUGAAGAUGGUACCAUGUUAACAUAUGAAACCAGAGGACAAUUCGAAGGAAUAACAUACACUAAAAUAAAAAUAAACACCAAAGAAUCUGAUCUGUGAUAUGAAGACUACAUACAGAAAUUAUUUUUUUCAUUUGGUUCAUUUUUUCAGUUUGAUUUGAUGUUUGAAUGUUUUCAAGUUCAAAUUUAACAGGCUAUGUUAAUUUAACUUUUGCUAAAAUGCUUUAGAUUAAAUUAUAAAAAAAUUGUCUGCACAUCUGUCAUCUUUUGCUUUAUUUCAUUAUGCAAAAAAAAAAAACAUGUAAAUCAAAUGUGUUUGAUGAAAAUUCACUUUACUGUUAAUGAGUUGUGUAUUAUGAAAACCUAACAUGAAUAAAGUUUUUUA
This is a messenger RNA of Misgurnus anguillicaudatus (oriental weatherfish), 1267 nucleotides long. NCBI's taxonomy places the organism in Eukaryota, Metazoa, Chordata, Actinopteri, Cypriniformes, Cobitidae. The record is from RefSeq and is a predicted model, not a curated record.